UUAAUUUUGGCAUUUACGCCUAAUAAUACAGUCUGGGGGCAUAAUAAUGCACUUGUUGGCUCUAGAAUAUAUUAUACAGGUGGUGUGAUACCAAAUGCAACAAUUUGGAAGAGUGUUGUAGACUUUUCUAACACACCAAAUCAAAUGGCCACACAAUCAAAAGAAUUUUAUUACUUAGAUGUAUCAACCAAUUUUAAAACAAAUGGUAUAAUACCUUGGGUAGAUCUUAGUUCAUCAUCAAUUCUUCCACCCCAUUCUUGGAGUGCAUUUUCUCUUUGCGGACCUGAUAAUAAUACAUUGGUAAUGUUUGGUGGUGAUUUUGGUACUACGAACCCUACCAACUUAGUUUUCACUUAUAAUUUAAAAACAUUACAAUGGAGCAAUCCAGUAACUUCUAGCCAACCUUCAAAUAAACAUACACGUUCAGUUUGUGAUUUUAGAACCGGAAAAAUGUAUAUGUUUUCCGGAACUUUCAAUACAGCAAAUCCUACCAUGAACAUUUUAGAUACAAAAACAUUAACGUGGAGUGUUGGUAGUUCAAUUGGAGCACCAUUAGGAAGAUUUGAUUACACAGCUACUUUAUUACCGAAUGGUAACAUUGUCUACAUAGGCGGUGUAGAUUCUUCUGGAGUGGUAAAGUUGUCAACG
Racocetra persica is the source of this 648-nucleotide messenger RNA. The record is from the annotation of a GenBank genome assembly. Lineage: Eukaryota; Fungi; Glomeromycota; Glomeromycetes; Diversisporales; Gigasporaceae.